Molecule: messenger RNA, 4172 nt
Organism: Hemiscyllium ocellatum (epaulette shark)
Lineage: Eukaryota; Metazoa; Chordata; Chondrichthyes; Orectolobiformes; Hemiscylliidae
Gene: klhl20
Product: kelch-like family member 20
Exons: 11
Coding region: 333-2108 (591 amino acids)
Molecular function (GO): protein binding
Source: RefSeq, a predicted model, not a curated record
UGCGCCAGGAGCCAGCGGAUGAGGGGUUGCCAGCUCCAUCGGCUGAUGGACCCGGUCACUCGUGGUUGAAAUGCUCAGCGUCUAUCCGCUGUCAAUCUUCACGGCAGUUUGGCGUUCGUAUUGCGGUGUGACGGCGACGGUGUGUGUGUGAUCUGUGGAGUGGGGACCGGAUCGGCGGGGAAGAUAUUGUAGUUACACUCCGUCCUCCUUCCACCCCAACCCCAGUGAGGCUGCGCAGAUGAGGUGCGCGGUGGCUUUGUGAAGUUUUGUGGAUCAGAAAAAAAAGGCAAAAAGAGAGCAGGUGCAUCAGUGCUCGACCAGUAGAGGUAGGAAUGGAUGUGACUAGUCGAUGUACACUUGGUGACCCCAACAAACUGCCCGAGGGAGUACCACAACCGGCCAGGAUGCCAUUUGUAUCAGAUAAACACCCUCGGCAGACUUUAGAAGUGAUCAACCUCCUGAGGAAGCACCGGGAACUUUGUGAUGUGGUGCUAGUUGUGGGUGCAAAAAAGAUUUACGCACAUCGAGUGAUUCUAUCAGCUUGCAGCCCCUAUUUUCGAGCAAUGUUCACAGGUGAGCUUGCAGAAAGCCGGCAGACAGAGGUGGUGAUCCGUGACAUCGAUGAACGUGCCAUGGAGUUGCUGAUUGACUUUGCUUACACCUCUCAGAUAACAGUAGAGGAGGGGAACGUACAGACCUUGCUGCCGGCUGCCUGCCUCUUGCAGCUGGCUGAGAUCCAGGAAGCGUGCUGUGAGUUUCUGAAGAGGCAACUUGAUCCAUCCAACUGCUUGGGAAUCAGAGCUUUUGCGGACACCCAUUCCUGUAGAGAACUGCUGCGGAUUGCUGACAAAUUCACUCAGCAUAACUUUCAAGAGGUGAUGGAGAGUGAGGAGUUCAUGUUGUUACCAGCCAAUCAACUCAUUGAUAUAAUUUCCAGUGAUGAGUUGAAUGUGCGGAGUGAGGAGCAGGUUUUUAAUGCAGUCAUGGCCUGGGUCAAAUAUAGCAUUCAAGAGCGACGUCCCCAGCUUCCCCAGGUAUUACAACAUGUUCGCUUGCCGCUGCUCAGUCCCAAGUUUUUGGUGGGUACAGUUGGUUCUGACCCCCUCAUCAAGAGUGAUGAAGAGUGCAGAGACCUUGUGGAUGAAGCCAAAAACUACUUGCUUUUACCGCAAGAACGACCCCUAAUGCAAGGUCCAAGGACAAGACCUCGUAAGCCUAUCCGAUGUGGUGAGGUCUUAUUUGCAGUUGGAGGUUGGUGCAGUGGGGAUGCAAUUUCCAGUGUUGAGCGCUAUGACCCUCAGACCAACGAGUGGCGGAUGGUUGCUUCCAUGAGCAAACGACGGUGUGGUGUAGGGGUCAGUGUGCUGGAUGAUCUCCUUUAUGCAGUGGGCGGACAUGACGGCUCAUCGUAUCUUAACAGUGUGGAGAGAUAUGAUCCAAAGACCAACCAGUGGAGUAGCGACGUGGCUCCCACCAGUACAUGUCGGACCAGUGUUGGCGUGGCAGUGUUGGGAGGGUAUCUGUAUGCUGUAGGUGGCCAGGAUGGCGUCUCUUGUCUGAACAUUGUGGAAAGGUUUGAUCCAAAAGAGAAUAAGUGGGCACGUGUGGCUUCAAUGAGUACCAGACGGUUAGGUGUGGCAGUUGCUGUAUUAGGUGGAUUUCUUUAUGCUGUUGGUGGAUCUGAUGGUACCUCUCCCCUCAAUACAGUUGAACGCUACAGUCCACAGGAAAAUCGUUGGCACACUAUUGCACCGAUGGGAACACGGCGGAAACACCUGGGGUGCUCUGUUUACCAAGACAUGAUCUAUGCAGUUGGAGGAAGAGAUGAUACUACAGAGUUGAGCAGCGCUGAGAGGUUUAAUCCUCGCACUAAUCAAUGGUCUCCAGUUGUGGCUAUGACAUCACGCAGGAGUGGUGUUGGCCUUGCAGUUGUUAACGGGCAACUGAUGGCAGUGGGUGGCUUUGACGGCACUACUUACUUAAAAACUAUUGAAGUUUAUGAUCCAGAUGCAAACACGUGGAGAUUAUAUGGAGGUAUGAACUAUCGCAGACUGGGCGGUGGAGUGGGUGUGAUCAAAAUGACACACUGCGAAUCCCAUAUAUGGUAACCUGUAAACUCUGGAAUCUUUGCUGCUGUUGGAUGCUGUAAUUGUUUCGGAGAAAAUAUGUUAAAUUUGGUGGAAUCUGGCUGCUUUUCAGUCAAAAGAAGAGAGUUGCUCUCCGUUAACUAACCUGAAGACAGUUUGGUGCAAUACAUGUUCUGUGGAAAAACUAGACUUCUAGGUAAGUCUAGUGAAUAGUUCUAAGGAUAUUACAUAUUGGUGCCUACUAUUUGUGUGUGGGGAAAGCUAUCUUAUUUAAACAAGUUGACAGUGUCUUGGUGGUUAAACUGGAAGUGCAAAAGAGUUGCAUACUCAUGGACAAUGGAGAUGAAAUCGAUUUUCUAAUCUUUCAACUUUUGAGGAAUUUAAAAACGGAACUGGGAAGAAGUAUCGGUGUGCAGCGUGACAGAACAUUCUUCAGAGCAACUAGCAUAUGGAAACCAUGUGCAAAUCUACAGUUGCCUAUCAAAUGAACAAUUCACAAUUCCACAUGUUGCAGUUUAAAAAGGAAAUUAUUGUGAAUGUUAAAUGAGCAAAUGAAAACUCGUCCUCUUUCUCUCCACUAGAGAACUGUAGUAAUACCAUGCAUAGCUACUGUAAUGUACUUUUUUCCUGAUGUUUAAUAUUCUGUUUUUGGUGCAGUGAAUGUGGUUUCUUGUAUUCAGGAUAUAAAACAGGAGUAUUACAUAGUUCUGUACUAUCCAAAAUGUUACAUAACUGGAAACUUCUUGAAGGAUACUGUAUUUGUGAGAAAGUGUAUAGCAACCCUGUAUUCUCUUCAGUCACAGGAGCACAAUAUGAUAUACAACAUGUCACUUGAGCAUGAAGCUGUUAUGACCAAAUAUGGUGCAUGGCUCCUCUUCCUAGAAGCCAAAACAUAAACAAGUUUGGAAAAGACUUUCUCAGACUUGGUUGAAGAAAAAAGAUUGAUCUUGAACAGUAUUUUAUCUUCAGAUUUCUCUCACUUUUGUGCUUACAAUGUUAUAAUGAAAAUAAAAAAAGUUGGCCACAGCACUUCUGCUGCUUGUAAACAUUAAAUUAAUUUUAUAUAUUAGUUGGUUGGUAUGGAGCAUUUUCAAAGUCUUUGACAAAUGUUUAGUAGUAACGAGAUUUUUAAAAAAGGAAUCCAUUGCCACUAGGCUGGGUAAUAACAGUUUACUCAGGCUAAAUGACCUUUAAUUGCAGAGGUUCUAUAUUUUGGUCAUAUGAUUAUCUCCAACAGAAUGGUAGAAAUAUCUAGGUAUGAUCUUAUCUUAUGUUCGUAACAGUGAUCAUUAUGGUACUAAUGGAAGGAAGUUUGGAAAUUGGAUCUUAAUUCAUAGUAUUGACCUUAUUAGCAGUAUUUUACUUUGCAGUGAUAGGAAAAUUGCUAUUGGGCAAGACAUUAAGUUUGUAAAGAUUCAGGUAUCUUCAAUUGAUAAAAUGACUGUAGAUGUUACAUUUUAUUCAGCAUUCAUGUGAAUAGAUUUCUUGCUUGAAUUGUCAAUCUCCUUUCCUAAUGUGGGUUGGAGCUAGAGAUAAGAUUAACCCACACAUUUUCCAGAUAUUUGUGUUUCAUGUGUUGUAACAGCUGUUUUAGAUUCCUGCUAUUUUGUUUUCACUUUCUGCAAAAUUGUGGACCUUCAGACCUAGUGUAAAUCCUGAUCUAAAUAAUGAUAAUGUCACAUUUUGCAAAGAGAAGUUGUCAAAGAGCUUCACAGAAUUGAAUACAGUUUGAAGGACAGUCACUAUUCUGUGGACAAUUCUGUACCAGUACCUGAGGGAUGGAGUGAGCAACAGUUAUUUUUCUUCUCCAUUCACGCUCAUUAAUUAGGGAAAGAAUUAGCUGAAUAAUUUGCAUAAAUCUAGUUGUGUGAAGCAGAAUUACUGUCCGUUGAUGAAAUGGUAUUCUGCCACUGAAGUAUUCAAUCAUGUCCUACUCUUGAUUCAUGUUUUACAUUCUAAUGGUGUAGGCUAGAAGUUAGACUGUUUUGCAUUGCUAUAAACCAGUAUUCUUGACAUUUCAUUUGUAGCCCUGAAUAAAUAUACAGAAUAAUUUUCUUUUGUAGAUAUUUUAUACAGAACACCUAC